Molecule: messenger RNA, 1601 nt
Organism: Daphnia pulicaria
Lineage: Eukaryota; Metazoa; Arthropoda; Branchiopoda; Diplostraca; Daphniidae
Gene: POLDIP2
Product: polymerase delta-interacting protein 2-like
Exons: 9
Coding region: 89-1117 (342 amino acids)
Biological process (GO): error-free translesion synthesis
Cellular component (GO): mitochondrial nucleoid; nucleus
Molecular function (GO): DNA binding
Source: RefSeq, a predicted model, not a curated record
AACAGACUGCAGAAGACGACUCGGCACGAACGAGUCAAAAAGUAAGAAAACAAUAAUAGUACAAAUAACAUCAAAAUUAAAAUUAUUCAUGGCUUUGAAUACUAUGUUAUCUGUCUGUCGGCGAAAAUUUGACAUCGCCUCAACAUCCCGAAUCAAAAAAUUUGUGCUGGAGUACUCAACCAGAUCUUUGGUUGAAGUUGGAAAAUUGGAGAUACCUAAAAUUCAAGGAAAAUAUGAUGCUGGCCAACUUUUCCUUCAUCAUGUUUUUGGCUACAGAGGUGUAAUUCUUUUCCCCUGGUCAGCUAGAGUGUAUGAUCGAGAUAUUUUGGCAAACAAGAAAACUACAAAAACUCCUGAUACUGAUGUUAAUACCUCUAAUCAAGUUGGAAGAGAAGUAAAAGGGAAAAACCAUACUUACUAUCAGGUGCUCAUUGAUUCCCGCGACUGCCCUCAUAUUAGAGCACAAACAGAAGCGGUCACAUUUUUAGGUCAACAAGAAAAUAGCAAGUCGCUUUAUGCUAUUCCUGGUCUGGACUAUGCUGCUCACGAAGAUAUCUUGCCGUAUCGAACCACUGAGCACCAACCCUUAAGUCACGAGCUAUUUGACAAAUUUCUUAUGCCUGAUCCCGAUAAAGAUCCUCCGUUUGAAGCAAGAGAGACGUUGCGAGCGUGGCAAGAAAGAAAUCACCCUUGGCUGGAAUUAUCAGAUGUACACAAAGAAACGACAGAGAAUAUCCGUGUAACCGUUACUCCUUUUUACAUGGGAUGCCGAGAAUCCCAAAAUUCAACUGUCUUUUGGUGGCGUUACUGUAUCCGGCUCGAAAACUUGGGAGAACUGUCUGUACAAUUACGUGAACGGCACUGGCGUAUUUUCAGUCUUUCGGGUACCCUAGAAACGGUUCGAGGAAGAGGAGUAAUUGGACAGGAACCGGUCUUGUCACCCGAACAACCAGCGUUCCAGUAUAGCAGCCAUAUUUCACUACAAGCACCAUCAGGGCAUAUGUGGGGAACGUUUCGAAUGGAGAGAGAAGAUGGGCACACCUUUGACUGUCGCAUCCCUCCCUUUUCAUUGGAAAGCAAGAACGAGGAUAAUAGCUUGCCAACCGGCGUGGUUUAAUGGAGUCGUUCAUGAUAAUCAUGAAAUAUGAACAACAACAAACUUUGUACAUGAAAGACAACUGCUGGCUUUUUAGUUUUUUCUAAGGUUUUCAAAGAUCUUCGUUCUAGAAUAAUUCUAGGGCAUUUUUUUCGUUUUAGUGAUGCGGUCAAUAAUUCGUUCUCGUGGCAAUCAUUCGUCGUCGUCGAAGUCGACGUCCGCAGGGCACUAUAAGAAAUCAAUUAUUAGAGUGUAUAAGGGAGAGGACGGUUGUAAAACGUAAUUUGACGGAUAGAACUUGGAAAAAAAAAUGAACUUACGUAAAAAUCGAUGUAACAGUUGUGGUUGUCUUCUACCUUGAUCAUGAAUUGGAAACAUAUGAGCCCCGUAUCGUCGAUUCGUAGCGAAACCUUUUGCGCUAUUCCAAGGGGUUUGAUGGAUGGUUUCAUCAAGGAGAGCUUGUAUCUAAAGUCAGAAAUUGAGCUAAUACAUCGUGUACGCCUUA